AUGAACGCUGUCGGGCCUAACCGCAUCAGGGCGCUCUCCUCGCAACCAACUAGUCCCUUCGUGGCCGAGGUCGCUGGUAGCUCAAGGCGUAUCCAACCAAAAUGGAAUGAGCACCAGUCAACGCGGCCCUCGGCUACAACUUGGAAGACCCUUCAAUCAACAGCGGCGAAUUUGAAGUCAUCCAACGCGAACAAGUCUGUAGAAGAAAUCUGGCAGGACAGGGAGAGUUCUGUGGUGGCAAAUCUACCGAAACCUCAGGGUCCUUACGAAGGGCGUAGCGCUUAUGUCAGGAACGGGGACGCAGCCGCUGCACUUGGAAAGAUGAAGAGGAUAGUAAUGUCGAAUCGUAUUGCUGCGGAGCUGAGGCAGUACAGUAGGCACGAGAGGGCGGGUGCCAAGCGCAAUCGCCUUACGAGCGAGCGCUGGAGGCGGCGAUUUGCCCAUGAGGUGCGGAUGAAAGUGAAGGUUGUAAACGAAAUUCGUGCUCGGGGCGCGUGA
Molecule: messenger RNA, 498 nt
Organism: Fomitopsis serialis
Lineage: Eukaryota; Fungi; Basidiomycota; Agaricomycetes; Polyporales; Fomitopsidaceae
Exons: 3
Coding region: 1-498 (165 amino acids)
Biological process (GO): translation
Cellular component (GO): ribosome
Molecular function (GO): structural constituent of ribosome
Source: RefSeq, a predicted model, not a curated record